Messenger RNA from Exophiala xenobiotica, 3735 nucleotides. RefSeq lists its product as uncharacterized. Gene Ontology annotation, biological process: galactose metabolic process. The record is from RefSeq and is a predicted model, not a curated record. The transcript is spliced from 4 exons. NCBI's taxonomy places the organism in Eukaryota, Fungi, Ascomycota, Eurotiomycetes, Chaetothyriales, Herpotrichiellaceae. Gene Ontology annotation, molecular function: nucleic acid binding. Bases 564 to 2972 code for a protein of 802 amino acids.
CCUCACUCUUGUCACGCUUUUGCAGCCUGGGGACUGCGCCUUACCACUUCGACAUCCGUCAAACGCCGCUGUCAAGGGCAAGAUGGACUGAAUGGGCAUAUAGAGGCUGGUUGUGUCGACGAAAGGCUCAGAGAAGACCCUUUGAUAUUGCAGCCGCGUCAGUUUGACCACUCCUCACCUGGCUUCAGCCCUCUGUUAGCCUAUCCUGCGCCUCACCUUGUUCACGGAGCCCGUCGAUACAGUGAAUGACAUUGUUGUUAAAAGUGGAUUGCGACAUCUUUAGCAACAGAUUUCACCAACCUCGAGAAUUCACCGCAAACCCAUACCAAUCUUCCACUCCCAUCAACCUCAAACGCAAUCAUCGCAGUCGUCGAAUCCAUGGAGCCAUUUAGGCUAUUCUGUGUCGGCUCGUUUGAUGAGCAAGAGAUUGUGUGAAAAGAAGAGCAAGAAGAUCGAAGUGUUAGCUUUUGCUGUCGCUCGUAUAACCCACGCUCAUUUUCAAUCCUCGGCUUGGUAGUUUCACUCGACGCCAGUGGACACGACGUACAGUCUCUCCUUGGACAAUGGCGUCCUCUCGAGUUGGAUCGGUUCCCCCGAGAUUGUCCUUUGCAAAGGUUGCUGCCAUGCGUGCGCCUGCUGUACCAACGAAAAAUACUCAUGUCUCCGAAGACAAAAAGCCGCGUCCUACCGAUGAUGACAACUUGGACAGAUCCACACCGUCUAGUCAUCUGCAGCCUUCAACAUCACCAAGAAGAAUUAGCGAGCCUCAGCAUGGAAAUAUUGAGAUAGCUACCCAGUCAGACUAUGUGACAAAUGCCAUUCAGGGCUUGUCGUUAGUUCAGAACGCGACAGCGCAACCUGAGUCCCAAAGUGCAGACAGUGGAGAAUCACUCGAAGAUGAUCAAUCACACCUCUCGAAUUCGUCGAUCAAGCAGCAGAGCUUCGACACGAAGAGCAUGGCGUCAGUGACAACUUUUGCAAUGGAUGAAAAAGAGAGCAUUCGCCCUGAUGACAGCGCCAGCGUCAGAGCGGCAGAGGAUGAUGAUACCUCAAGUGCACCAAGCAGAGAAAUGAGCUUCAACCGCGACACUGAGCAUUCCACUUCGAGCUCUCGUCAAAACCCAAAACCCAUUCCUUCAGGUGUCACCAUUGCAGCUCGCCGCUAUCACACCUUGACAUUGACAAAUCCACCACGGUUUGGAGACCUGCCAGCUAUCCCGAUCUUGCGAGGAGGAGCCGAUGGACAACCUCAGCCUGAGAACCCAGGUUCACAGCAGCCGGAAGCGAAUGAGCGAGCAUCUUCACUGCCAGUUGCCCCAGAUGAAAAACUUCUGGAUGCACUGGCAACACCAAAAGACCGUCUCCCCCUGUUACAGUUGGAAGAGAAGUUCCUUGGGUUUAUCAGCAGCUCUGAAAGCGAGUUCCUGGAUUUGCCUCCGCAGAACUCUUUUGCGAGAUUAUUGGCGCACAAGCUUGCAGAUUAUUACUCGCUCGUCCACCGCAUCAAUGAAGAUGGUACUUCAAUCCGCGUCUUCAAAACACCGACUGCGUCGAUGCCUACACCAUUACAUAUACUUGCGCAAUCCAUUCCCGCUGGCCCCUCUCAACCUCCAUCUGCAAUGGCUGUGAAGAUCAUGCGUCGAGCCGGAUUAGGUCCACGACAAGGAUCUGCUGGUGGAAGUACUCCGGCUAGUUCGUCGGCACCAUCGAAAGCUACCUCGGAAGCUGGCCUGGAGACCAAUAGCGAGGAAGGAAUUUUGUCACCUACUGAUACACCCAACAAAGACAAAUCAAAGUUGACCCGGGAAGAGCGCGAGGCGCAGUACAAGGCAGCUAGAGAACGAAUAUUUGGUGAUUUUCAAGAAUCUGUCACCAGCGAGAAUACUUCAACCGGGGACAACUCAGCCAGCCUGUCUCGGUCAAGCUCGUCAAGCGGUAGAAGGAAGACACGAAAGAACAAAAUUCCAAAGGAUGAUAGCUUCGAGGCGCGCUCGGCAUACAUCCCGAGCUAUGCCCCCAUGCAGAUGCCGAAUAUGCAGCACCAUUACCAGCCUCAAUAUUCGGAUCAGGUCUAUCAAGCAUCAUACCUCGGUUCAAGCAAUGGAUAUGGUGCAGGGAUGAACUAUGGCACGACACCAACCCAAUCUUACCCCAAUUUUGAAGCAUCUGUGCCAUAUAACACUAUGGCUUAUGGGUCCGGCAACAAUCAGCAGUACAAUCAUCCCGAUUCUUGGCCAUCGAUGCCAUCAGCUGCCCCAAAUGGAUACAUGAACUACUCUUCAUCCCCAACAUCCAGCUAUCAGCAGGGUAUGCCACCAAUGAUGGCGCAAAUGAACAAUCAAUACGUACAGCAACCACAGCCAACAAUGCAGCCCCCUUCGAACUGGAUGAACAAUCAAUGGCAAGGUUCUUAUCACCAGCCAUCAGCACCAGCUGGCUCCAACAUGAAUGGAUGGGCGGGCUACCAGCAGAACCCAGCCGUGAACAAUACCGGCUCGUAUGGCAUUGGUCAUGUUGGCGGACAGAGUUAUGGCACGAAUCCAACAUACAACGCGCAGCAUCCACUGCAGGACAACUAUUCUCGAUCGCUCUUUAAUCCGCAGACACGCUCUUUCGUUCCGAAUGUUGCGACGAGUCGUACUGGAGGACGCAACGGCAAGAAAAAGCCACUACCAUCGUUGAAUCAUAAUAAUCGAGUCAACAUAGGCCCCAGGCCCUUUGGUAGCGAUAUUUCUGGAGCAAGCACUCUAUCGUCAUCUCGGGGAUUUGACAGAGUAACCAGCAACUCUUCUUCACCCCUGCUAAAGGAGGAUUCUCUGCAGCAGAAAUAUGGUGCUCCGGCUCAUCUUCCCAAGAAGCCUCCACCAUCACAGGUCCUCUCCUCUUAUGACGUGGAGACUCUGACUAAUGCGGCGGGGGCUGUACCACUGACUGGUUCGACUAGUCCACCUAAUGGUGGCUCUUCCACAUAAUUCAAAAGAUACAAGCAUCAGUGGCGCAGCAUGAAUGAACAAGGAAAAUGAUCGACAGUGGCAUCUGGAGUUUGCAAGGCGUCUUCAAAAGUGAUAUGGAUUCGGAAAGGUCAAAUGGUAAGGGACUGCAUGGAUUGCACGGCACAAUGCACCGCAUACCAUGGGAUAGGAUUGCUUGCGCUGUAUGAAAAUGAGUGGCGGAAGAUUGGUGCAAAAUUCAUCAAACAAACACUUUCAAGGAAAUGGGAUCGAGCGCUACCACGCUUGACUGAAUAGGCAAUGAACCUGGAAGAAGAUGGCGGCGACCAUGCUUCCACGGGUUCUGACAAGCGCUUUGGAUCCUGGAGACGGUGCUCCUCAGGCAGUACGUAGCCCCAAAACGCGUCGAACUACUUCCAAACGACCCAGCCCUACAUGUUACCGCAGUCGAAAUUGGUCACUUUCAAGCAUUUGAUAUACGAUUUGGAGACGACCAAGCCAUCCGUGUUUAUCAACCCUGGUUCAAGCGUAAACUUUGAAGUAUUGUUGCAGCAUGGUCGAAAGCACCUUCUUUGGUGGGCUUGCAUGCGGCAUAAGAACUGGCCGUCGUAGCUGCGGCUUUGCUGAUGAGAAGGUUUGAAGGCAUACAAUCCUCCUGUGCACCUGACUGGACCCUGGUGGCUUGAAGAGUUUACAUUGGGAGGAAAAGGACAACUAAAUUGGCAAUACUUCGUUAUGCUGUAGUCCCCGAGUCUAUGGUAUGUAAUUUUGUAUUUAUAUCCUC